This is a messenger RNA of Colletotrichum karsti, 921 nucleotides long. RefSeq lists its product as uncharacterized. NCBI's taxonomy places the organism in Eukaryota, Fungi, Ascomycota, Sordariomycetes, Glomerellales, Glomerellaceae. Bases 1 to 921 code for a protein of 306 amino acids. The transcript has 5 exons. The record is from RefSeq and is a predicted model, not a curated record.
AUGCUUCAACACACCACUUUUUGGAAGCCCACUCAACAUCAAUUGGCAGCAGAUGAAGUACACAUACGAGUCCAGAAGUCGAACACUGCCAGCACCAUCACGAACAACGACUUCCGAAUCUACAAGUUCUGCGGGUUGGUCCAGGACACUUCGAAGGCCUCCUACCAGCACACGAAGCUGGGGCUCGACGAGGCGCCUGACUUGCUGGUGUGCCUCCGCAACUUCAAGGACUUCAAAGAGACCGUCCUGAAGAGCCUCGUCGACGCCAUCGAGCCAGUGUUGAUUUUCUCGGUCCCCGACGCACCUUCGAAAGAGAUGGAGCGGAGGAUGUGCGGGGGGAUGUCGAAGCUUGUCUCGGAUGCCAUCGUCCAGGGGAUUCUGGACCAUGGGUCCAGGUCGUACGGCGAGUCGGGGUGCUCGGCGUGGGUCGAGAGCUUCUCGGGGAGGGCCGUGAAGCCCCAGCACGUCACGAGAUUCUCGGAGUACAGCCCGACGUGCGAGAUCAGCCAGGUGGAGGUAAAGGUCAUCGCGAGGUGUAACCGACACGGAGAUGAAGACGGCCGUCUCAAGGAUCAUCAACUUGACGUCGCCUAUCACCAGGAUGUCGUCCUACGUCUAGAAGCACUUCACGUCGGAGGCCAGGUACACCGAUCACGACGUGGUGGACGUCAGAGACCUGGCCAUUUGCAAGAGCAUCUUCACCCACAAUUCGGACGAUAUGAAGGUCUAUAUCUUCUGCUACAGGACGGCUACGUCACCUGCUUCGCCGGUAGCCACCUUUACGUCAUCAACUACAGCGUGAACCAGGGAUGCUCAAACUUUGAGAGCUACAACAAGCGGCCGGACACUGUGGUGGCGGAGGUGAUGAUCAAUAGCGACUUGAUAGUCAUCGAAAACCUCUCCUCAUGCGGGACCGUUUGA